AUGACGCCAACAUCACUGAUCUCAUCUCUACCGCGAAUCUCUUUGCCCUUUCCGUUUUCCCUCGCCAUCGUUGCCCAUCGGACAGGAAUUCCUGACACGGUGAUUGCUCUGCUCACUGCCGGUGCAGAGCGGGAAAAGCUUGUUGUCGUUAUUGCUUCGCUUGCGCAGGGUCGACCCUCGCUGGCAGUAGGAAAUAUCAUCGGGUCAGCCAUCUCGAAUAUCCUUGGGGCCUUUUCACUGGGACUCUUAUUCCGUCCCACGGGCUCGCACGUUGAAUUUGAUAGGGUGCUUGACUCCUUAGCCAUCUGCCUGUUGGGAUAUGUUCUCUCUCACGCCGCCAUCAACAUAACAGACGCUAUUGGUAUAUCUUACAUUGUGUUCGGUGUUGUCGUUCUUGCUAUCGCUACCACACGGCCGGAGAAAUUUAUUGCUGUCCUGAGCGGGAACCGGGGCCAUGUAGGAAUUCUUGUGGCUAAUACUGUGGGGAGUAAUGUCUUCCUCCUGUCGCUUUUCCUGGGUAUUGUUAUGGUUGAUACCUCGGGGAAUUUUGAUGGGGGCAACAUCGACGUCCCUGAGCUAUUUGUCCUCUGGGGCUCCACGCUAGCAAUCACAAUAACCGUGUGGUAUGGCGAUAAGUUUGAUCCUUCGAUCGGAGGAGUUAUGUUAUCUGCUUAUAUUGUACUUAUAGUCUCGGAGUUUACAGUCAUCCGUCAUAAUGCAGAUUCGCUACCAUUGUGUUAA
This is a messenger RNA of Fusarium fujikuroi IMI 58289, 741 nucleotides long. RefSeq lists its product as uncharacterized. The transcript has 3 exons. Gene Ontology annotation, cellular component: membrane. Bases 1 to 741 code for a protein of 246 amino acids. Gene Ontology annotation, biological process: intracellular calcium ion homeostasis; calcium ion transmembrane transport. Gene Ontology annotation, molecular function: calcium channel activity; calcium, potassium:sodium antiporter activity. NCBI's taxonomy places the organism in Eukaryota, Fungi, Ascomycota, Sordariomycetes, Hypocreales, Nectriaceae. The record is from RefSeq and is a predicted model, not a curated record.